This is a messenger RNA of Sphaerulina musiva SO2202, 900 nucleotides long. RefSeq lists its product as uncharacterized. The coding region runs from base 1 to 900 and encodes 299 amino acids. The record is from RefSeq and is a predicted model, not a curated record. NCBI's taxonomy places the organism in Eukaryota, Fungi, Ascomycota, Dothideomycetes, Mycosphaerellales, Mycosphaerellaceae. The transcript is spliced from 3 exons.
AUGGCUUCCAAUCACCUGCUCUCUCGCAUGCCUUUUCAACUCCCGUUCAAGCUCUCCUCGAGUGCAAAGUCGGGCCGUUCUCAUCAUCGAGAUGACGAGGCCGAUCACUCUGCUCCCUUGCUCGAGACCUCCCCACCACCCAAGUCCUCUCAUUCUAAUAAUAAUUUCGUCUUCUACUUCUCACUCGCCUUGGCGCUGCUGUCAGCCAUCAAUGUCGCCCUCCUUCCCGCCACGCUAUCCAGAUAUCAAGCGUGCUCGUUCUCCGACACUGCCCAUGGCGACGCCGCGGUUAGCUCAGCAUGGACAGCGAAGACGACAACACCUCAUGCCUCAGUCUACGAACACGUAUGGCCCGACAGAAUCGCGCGAGUGAGCCGCAAGUUGAAACAAGCCGUCUGGGGCCAUGGCGUGCAGUUUUAUGUCACUGUCGAGGAUUCCACCAUAAUGCGCUUCCCCAUCCCCUCUAAAGGCGGCCCGACCUGCGCGCUCCUCUGGCAGCCGCCUCCGGAGUCAUCUGCUCGUGCCGAAGACCUCACGACGAAAGGCGAUGUGAGGGAAAUUGAAGUUUGGCAGCUGAUUGCGCCCUCUUCCUCCAAGGACUUGGCAAAUGGCUCUUCAUCUUCUUCUAAUAGUUCUACGACGAUGAGGAUGAACGAGCUCGACUACGAUGCGUUAUCAUAUUCGACUCUUCCUAUUCGUGGGGAAUUGCUUGGGGUGCUGGAUUUCACAGCGAAGCCAAACAGUACUACGGUAGAAUUUGCAUGUCCGAGUGAGGAGGAGGAGGAGAGUCUGGUGGUGGAGUUGAGGUGUCAGCGUGUGGCGUGUCAUGUGAGUUUUCUGCAAAUUCAUCUGGAGCCGAGUUUUGGGGUGGAGUUGUUGAGGAGAAAGGAGGCAAGAUGA